UGAAUACAACUUCAAAUAUAGCACAUAACAAUGGUGUAAUCUCUUUCAUUAGAUUAUUAUGUUGUAUAACAGCUGGCAUACUAUCUCUGGUUAAUAUCACCUACAUCAUCGUGUGCUUUAAAGUUCUACGGAAAUCAUUUCACAAUCUUAUCAUAUUGGGUAUGUGCUGCAGCGAUGUAGUGACAGGAUUGUCUUUUAUAUUUUUUGCAUCUCUACCUCUUCUAGAAGUUACGAAUGGAUUGAUGUUUACAUGCAUAUUACAGCUUUUCACAAUGACGUUCGGAGUAUCUUUGACCUACUGCUUUCUUUUUCUAAUGUGUCUUCAAAGGUACCUUACCGUCAGAUCGUACAACUUUGGAACUGUAGAACAAUUUGACAGAAAGAAAUAUUUCAUUGUGGCUGCUCCAGUAAUUUUUGUAUUUAUCAUUAUUUUCGGAGUAAUGGUUCUCACUCCAAAAGAAGACAAUUUUUUUGAAUGCACAGCUCAGCAAUUAUAUGGUAGCAGAUAUGUAUAUUAUGUUAUAGCUGGAUUCGGACCACCAAUAUUUAUAAUAUUUCUGGUAUUCUUGAUUUCAAUACUCACUUCUUUUCAUUUAUGGAAAACAUAUUUCAAGAUACGAAAAAUACAACCGAUGUCAGGUACUCUUAGAAGAAGGAAAAAUGGCGGCAACAUGAAGUCAAACCGUAUUGAACAUGAUCAAAAGUCGCCAAAACGAAUACCAAGCCAUUUCAUGACUAGUGAAUUAAGUACACAAGAACGUAUAGAAGAUUUAGAAGGCAGCUCAGAUGACGGAGACUACCGCACAAGUCAUAUCUAUCCACAAGAUACGAAUACAAAGAUAAUGCUAACCGAAGAUUCAAAUGAAACAUCCAUUGAAAUGUUUUUGGUGAAUAAAGAAAACACACAGUAUGAACCUCGGUUUGAGAACGGAAAUAUUAGCACGCAAAUGGAAGCUGGAAUAUUUGUGCCAAUAGAUAAUGAUUUCAACAGAUUUACAUUAGCUUCUCGAGAAUCUAGCACAAUGUCACAAGAAGAUAACAGAGAAAAGACGACGAAGAAAGGUGUAUUCCAAGAUCCGAGGGCAAUACAUUUUCUUAAGAACGAUCAAAAUGACCAAACUACUUCAAGCAAAAGGAAGAAUGAUGUAAUUCAAGACCAAAAGGCAAUUAAUUCUUUCAUGGACGAUCAAAAUGGCCAAUCUUCCACAGGCGGAACCAAGACAGAUUUAUUUCAAGUAGACCAAAAGGCAUUGACCUUGAUGAAUUCAUCAACGAAUAAUCAAAAUUAUCAAUUUACUACGGAUAUUUUCAACUGUCGACACAAUAAUAAAAGCGAUGAAAGACAAAUGAGAAGAGGACUGACACAGAAGUUUAGAUUUAAGAGAUCAUGGGAAGUCCGAGCGUUUGUGACGAGUAUUGUGAUAGCUGUUCAAACAAUAAUUUUAACAGGACCCUUUAUAUCUUCGUUCUUGAUAGAAAUCAUCAAUGGAAAGAUGUUGCCCAUCACGACAAAAUUUACACUGUUUUUCCUGUAUUUGGCAAAUUCAUUGUCAAACCCUAUCAUAUAUGCAUGGCGAAUCCCAAAAAUAAGACAAGAAUUCCGAAAACUAUUUAAUAGAAACAAUUGACCACUUCCUUAUCAUAUCUGCAUGGCGAAUCCCAGACAUAAGACACGAAUUCCGAAAACUUUUUUAAUAGAAACAAUUGACCUCGACCUUAUAUAUGCAUGGCGAUCCCAGAAAUAAGACAAGAAUUCCGUAAACCAUUUAAUAGAAACAAUUGACCACUACCUUAUAUAUGCUUGGCGAAUCCCAGAAAUAAGACAAGAAUUCCGAAAACCUUUUAAUAGAAUCAAUUGACCACUACCUUAUAUAUGCAUGGCGAUCCCAGAAAUAAGACAAGAAUUCCGAAAACCAUUUAAUAGAAACAAUUGACCACUACCUUAUCAUAAAUGCAUGGCGAAUCUAAGAAAUAAGACAAGAAUUCCGUAAACCAUUUAAUAGAAACAAUUGACAACUACCUUAUGUAUGCAUGGCGAUCCCAGAAAUAAGACAAGAAUGCAGAUAACUAUUUAGUAGAAACAAUUAACUUUUACCUGUUUCGAAAUAAACUAAAGCAAAUUGAAAGCAUUUGAAGACCAUUUUACCAAAACUCCGAAGUUUAGUAUUAUCUUGAUUAUAUUUGAAAUUUGUCGAGACUCAUUACGAAAAAUACCAAUAAAGCAAGGAAUUUAAGGUAGGAAUUUUGAAACAUACACUAGGCUAGGUAGAGAAAUCGAUUAUGAAAUUUUAUUUUGCGUAUUUCUUUAGGGAAUCGCAAACCAGUUU
Mytilus trossulus (common blue mussel) is the source of this 2327-nucleotide messenger RNA. RefSeq lists its product as uncharacterized. Bases 162 to 1628 code for a protein of 488 amino acids. Gene Ontology annotation, cellular component: plasma membrane. Lineage: Eukaryota; Metazoa; Mollusca; Bivalvia; Mytilida; Mytilidae. The transcript is spliced from 2 exons. Gene Ontology annotation, biological process: G protein-coupled receptor signaling pathway. The record is from RefSeq and is a predicted model, not a curated record. Gene Ontology annotation, molecular function: G protein-coupled receptor activity.